UUAUUAUUAUAGUAUUUUAUGAGUUUCAGAUGGGGCAUUUUGGGUCAUGAUGAAAAUUUGAUGAGCAGUUUAUGAAUUUUACAAUGAAAAAUCUCAUCACUGUACUUAGUUGAAAGUCAUUCAUAAUCAUAGAUCCCUAGAUGAAUCAUUUUGACAAUAAACAUGUAAUACAUGUGAUUUUUUUUUUUUCUUUCUUGGCAUUGAAUGAGUUACAAUUAUCCAUCCAUGAUAUUAUACUUGCUAUUAGUACUGAAGCUGGGGAAAAAUGGACCAAAUAUCUGGUUUGCCGGAAGCUAUACUUCAUGACAUUCUCGCAAGGCUUCCGGACAGAGAUUCUGCCAGGACUAGUGUUUUAUCAAAGGCUUGGAGAGAAUCAUGGUCUACGUUUCCGAUAUUGUCUAUUUGCAGCGAUCAACAUUUUAAGAGUCAAGAUGUAACGGUAGACAAUUAUCAUAGCAAAAUAGACAAAGUUAUUGACUAUGUUGGGAGAAGAUUACUGAGGCUCCGUGACCUAGGCUUAGCAAUCAAAGAAUUCAAGCUCAUCAUGGACUAUGUAGACCAUAAGUGCAUGGCCCACCAUGUUGAUCUAUGGAUGAAGAUGGCUAUUGAAAGUGGUGGCGAAGUAUUACAUUUACAGCUCCGCCUCCCUGGUUACUAUGUAGGGAGAUACAGUCCGGACAGGCUUUAUGAGCUUCCACUCAGUGUCAUUGAAUCCAAAUCACUUACUAAGUUGGUGUUGAUAGGCGGAAUCAGAGUUGAGCAAGCAUUCCUCACCCAUUCCAUCAAGCUUUACUCAGUGAGAAUAAUAAAACUAUGCAAUCUACUUUUUGCACAUGAAGGGAUUAUAGAGCGUCUCAUUUCUCAUUGUCCUCUAAUUGAAGAUUUAACGGUGGUCGAUUGUGCUGUAUAUAACCCUCCAAUUAGCGGAAUUCCUCAAGUGUUUGCGUUCAGUCUUGUGGAAUCACUAUUCUUGCAUGGUUUACAUAAGCUCAAGAAAGCUUAUGUUCAAGGAAUGCGGGAAGUAUAUAUUGAUGCUCCAAAUCUUGAGAGCUUACGUUAUAAUCUUCAUCAAGAUGCAUCUUUCAAGCUGAAUUUAGAUAGUUGCACAAAUUUGAGAUGGUUGUGCUUAUGGGAUUUGAAGAGCAUUGAUCUUGGAGACAAAUGGUUUCUUGAACUAUUUUCUAAAUUUCCUUUUCUUGAGAGUUUGAAACUAGGCAAUUGCUCUAUGUCUAAGAGGAUUAAUAUUUCAAGUGCUCAACUCAAGGUCUUGAAGUUAUCAUACUGCUCUAACUUGGAGGAGCUUAACAUUGAUGCUCGAAAUUUAUGAUCAUUUGCGUAUGAGGGUGUGGGAAACAACCAACCUGGUAUAUCUUUUCAGAAAAGUUCUAAUCAAUUGGAAGUCAAUAGUUUUUUUACGGUUGUGGAUUUUCGGGACCUUUGUAGCUUGAGGAAAUUUGUCGAAAACAUUAAACCCCAAAAGAUUUGGGCAUCAGUCUCCCUCUUUAUCUGUUGGCCGGUUCUAAUUAAACCAGAGCAGGGUGCAUUGCAAGUUUCAUCUAUUCCUCCAACUAUAAAACGCUUGGAAUUAGAGUUUUCUCCGAAAAAUGAACCUUCCUAUUUCCCUUUUAUGAAUUACUUGCUUUCAAGUUGCUGCCCGAAUUCUAUUUCAUUGAGUUUUCGCUAUUAUGUUCAUAGUAAAGCAUUCAUUGAGUUUUUGUAUGAGACACUGAUGGGAAGAAAGGAAGGGAAGUGCCACUGCAGUUCAAGUAAUACAAAAUGUUGGUGGCAUGCCUUGAAGAUUGUCAAGGUUAUUUGUUCGUUCAAGGUUGAUGAGAACGCUGACUUUAAGACCAUGUUAGAUGCAUUGCCAACAUGUUAUGUUGAUGAAAAUAUUGGUUUUAUCUUAGAAUUGUAAUCUUUCUAGUAUCAACUGAUAGAUAUUCCUUAUUUGGUUUAGAACAUUGGCGUUGCUGCUGUAUUAGGAUAAUUAGUAUGUAUGUACUUAAGCAGGUGCUUACACGUAUAUAUCAAAUGUUCUACAACAUUUUCUC
This is a messenger RNA of Arachis ipaensis, 2051 nucleotides long. Its product is annotated as F-box/FBD/LRR-repeat protein At1g16930-like. Gene Ontology annotation, molecular function: protein binding. Lineage: Eukaryota; Viridiplantae; Streptophyta; Magnoliopsida; Fabales; Fabaceae. The record is from RefSeq and is a predicted model, not a curated record.